This is a messenger RNA of Neoarius graeffei (lesser salmon catfish), 999 nucleotides long. Its product is annotated as forkhead box protein N2. NCBI's taxonomy places the organism in Eukaryota, Metazoa, Chordata, Actinopteri, Siluriformes, Ariidae. Gene Ontology annotation, molecular function: DNA-binding transcription factor activity; cis-regulatory region sequence-specific DNA binding. The coding region runs from base 1 to 999 and encodes 332 amino acids. Gene Ontology annotation, biological process: regulation of DNA-templated transcription. The record is from RefSeq and is a predicted model, not a curated record. The transcript is spliced from 4 exons. Gene Ontology annotation, cellular component: nucleus.
AUGGAGAACCACACACACACACUGCCAUCCCUUUCCCCUAUCCAUUCCCCCACAAACCCUUCUAAAGCACUUUCCCUUUCUCCGUCUCUUCCCCAGCCCUCUGCUACAGUACCUGCCUCACUCUCUCCACCUUCUCACCUCCUUCAGUCCUCAGAAGGGCUUAAGUCACACCAUUUCAGUCCCUCAACUCCAUCAGAUCAAGAUGACUUGACCUGCCUCAACUGGCUGCAUCAGAGAAACAUACUACCUCUGUCCAAAAUGCCCCCACUGCCUCAGUUUGAAUCACCCCCUAUCUCAAGUCUGCCAUCUUCCCAGGCCAAGCCUCCAUACUCUUUCAGCAGUCUCAUCUUCAUGGCCAUCGAAGAUUCGCCAGACAAAAGGCUUCCUGUAAGAGGGAUCUAUGAGUGGAUAGUCAACAACUUCCCCUACUACAGGACAGCCCCAAGUGGCUGGAGAAAUUCAGUGCGACACAACCUGUCCUUGAGCAAAAGCUUUCGCAGGAUGCAGAGGGACAAGAGUCAAUCCAGUGGAAAGGGGUCACUGUGGUGUGUUUGCCCAGAAUAUCGACCAGCUCUUUUAGAGGUGCUGAAGAAAACUCAUUACUGCCAUAGCAACAACAGCAGUUUGCUGAAUAAUCCUGUUCUGUUGGAGGCAGCUGAUCCUGGCCAAACUGUUAUGUGUGACGCUAUGGAAAUUUCAGACUUGGACUUCAAUAACCCAACUCUGUCCUCAAACGCACCAUGCUCUUUGAUCCCUGAGCAUGAGGAGCUGGUGGCCAUACAGUCUGUAGAGUUUACAGAAGAGACCGAGUCAGAGAAAGACCCACUGGCAGACAGCGGCUACAUUGAAUUCCACUAUUAUCAAUAUGAACAGUACCAGUAUCUGGUGCUGCCUGGGAACAGCGACCUGGACCUGGAAACGGUUGAGAUCCUCCAACUUGAUGCAGAGGCACAAGCAGCUGCAGGAUCGCUGCUCGAUUUAGCAGGAGGAAACCACUGA